Molecule: messenger RNA, 696 nt
Organism: Adineta ricciae
Lineage: Eukaryota; Metazoa; Rotifera; Eurotatoria; Adinetida; Adinetidae
Source: the annotation of a GenBank genome assembly
AUGUUGUGGAAAACAACAGGAAGUAUGAGUUAUACACGCCAAUAUAACACAGCAUCCGUCUUAGCAAAUGGAAAUGUGUUAGUUACAGGUGGAUACAAUGGUGGUUUCUUGAACACUGCUGAGUUAUAUAAUCCAUCAACAGGUACUUGGACAACAACAGGAAGUAUGGGCUCUAUGCGAGCAGGUCACAGAGCAUCCGUCUUAGCAAAUGGAACAGUGUUAGUUACAGGUGGAUACAAUGGUAAUUACUUGAAUAGUGCUGAGUUAUAUAAUCCAUCUACAGGCAACUGGACGACAACAGGAAAUAUGGGCUCUAUGCGAUCAGAUCACACAGCAUCCAUCUUAGCAAAUGGAAAUAUGUUAGUUACAGGUGGAUUCAUUAGUAGUUACUUAAAUAGUGCUGAAUUAUAUAAUCCAUCUAUAGGUAACUGGACGACAACAGGAAGUAUGAGCUAUACACGAGGAUAUCACACAGCAUCCGUCUUAGCAAAUGGAAAUGUGUUAGUUACAGGUGGAUACAAUGGUGGUUUCUUGAACACUGCUGAGUUAUAUAAUCCAUCAACAAGUACUUGGACAGCAACAGGAAAUAUGGGCUCUAUGCGAUCAGAUCACACAGCAUCCGUCUUAGCAAAUGGAACAGUGUUAAUUACAGGUGGAUACAGUGGUAGUUACUUGAAUAGUGCUGAAUUAUAUUAA